Molecule: messenger RNA, 753 nt
Organism: Neltuma alba
Lineage: Eukaryota; Viridiplantae; Streptophyta; Magnoliopsida; Fabales; Fabaceae
Product: protein DOG1-like 4
Exons: 1
Coding region: 32-748 (238 amino acids)
Biological process (GO): DNA-templated transcription
Molecular function (GO): sequence-specific DNA binding
Source: RefSeq, a predicted model, not a curated record
GGCAGAGGAGACACUGCAUAGACCCAAAACAAUGGCACAAACGCCACAGCAGCAGAAUGCGCGGAGCUCAUUCCAGAGCUUCUUCGAGGGAUGGCUUUCGCGCCAACAGAGCUUCCUCGAUCAGCUCCUCACUCUCUCCCUCGCCCCCGACUCUCCCCUCAAAAUGGAGCAACAGAGUGCCCUCAUUGACCAAGUUCUCUUCCACUACCAGCAAUACUUUCAAGAGAGAUCCCGACUCGCCGACGAUGUCUUCCUCCUCUUUUCCCCGACCUGGUUAACUUCUUAUGAGCGAGCUCUGCUCUGGAUUGCGGACUAUAAGCCUUCCCUGGUGCUUCAUCUGGUGGACGGCGCCGUGGACGGUUUAUCGCCGGAGCAGAAGGCGAUGCUGGAGCGAGUGAAGGACGAUACCAGGAGGCAAGAAAGGGUCGUGACGGGAGCAAUGGCGAGCGUUCAGGAGAUCCCAGGAGGACCGUCAAUGCUGCAAUUGGCGAGGCGAGUGGGGAGGCUGAUCGAUGGGGAAGUUGAUGAGCUGGACACCGCACUGGAAAUGCUGAAGAAUGCGAUGAGGGAGGUAUUGGAGAGGGCCGACGAGCUGCGAGUGUCGACGUCGAGGAAGGUGGUAGAAAUACUGAGACCGUCGCAGACGGUGCAGUUUCUGGCGGCGGCGGCUCAGUUUCAGCUUGGCGUAAGGAGUCUCGGGAAGCGGUUGGACUCGCGGUUCAGAGCGGGUCAAGCUUCUUCACUCUAAUAAUU